GCCACUCGCUGGUAGACUCGCGCAGUCGCGCUUAGCGCCACUCGAUCGCCAUAUUCAAACGUAAAAAUUGCUAAUUUCACUCUUCGUAACUUUUUAAAAACCUGUCACCAACAUGUAAUUGACUAUACUUCAACACAAAAAUAAAACAGUGCGUAAAUUUUACCGACCUGAGAAACAAAUCUGCAGUGAUGGAACUUGAAAAGAAACUAAAGGAUGCGCCCAGUGCUGAAUUACAGAAACCUAAUUAUAUGCUCAUGUCUUUGCAGAGAAUAUUAGUGAUAUUUGUAAUUCUUAUCGGUGUUAUAGUGGUGGUUUAUUAUACGCCAAUGCCAGAGGAAUAUUUUGAGAACUGCGAUCGAGAAUGCCACGAGUUGGAUUGGCCCAUGAUCUGUCGAGUUAAAUUAGUCGUUGAGGUUUACAAAACGCUUAGCAAGACGUGUGGCAGUUGUACUGAAAAAGAAGGGGGAGUUUGUCCGCCAAUGUGUAUAUCAGCCGAUGGUAGAGAAAGAGGAGUCUUGUCAGCAAAUAGAGAACUUCCAGCUCCUGCAUUCCACGUCUGUCAAAACGACAUCGUGGUAGUAGAUGUGGUACACAGGGCUCCGGCGCACGCUCUAUCAAUACACUGGCGAGGUCAGCCGCAAAAGGAAACUCCUUUUAUGGAUGGCACUCCCAUGUUCACUCAGUGCCCACAGCCGGCGUAUACAACAUUCCAAUAUAAGUUCCGAGCUUCAGAAGCCGGUACGCAUAUGUAUCACGCACAUUCUGCAGCUGAUGCAGCUGACGGUCUGGCAGGAGCCUUUAUUGUUCGGCAAUCGCGUAGACUGGAUCCUGUUAAAAAAAUGUAUGAUGUUGAUGCUACUGAGCACACAAUAUUCGUGUCGGAAUGGGGCCAUUCUAUGGGACCUUUAGCUGGAAUGAUGUCGAACGUUCUCAACGCGGAAUCCCUGCUUAUCAACGGAAAAGGCAAGACAGUUGAGUCACCUGAUGCACCAUUGACAAAAUUUCAAAUCAAAUUUGGAAAAAGAUUCAGAUUUCGCUUGGUUUACGGUGGGGGCACAAAAAGUUGUCCUAUUAAAUUUUCAAUUGAGCAACAUUUACUGGAAUUAGUCGCAUUGGAUGGGCAUAUAAUAACCACAGAAAAUGUCGCGUCCAUUGUACUCGGGCGAGGGGAACGUGCGGAUUUUAUUUUGGAAGCUAAGAGAACGCCAGGUGUGUAUAAGAUGAAAGUUGUGGCGGAUGAAUCAUGUCAAGAGGAGUUGGAAGGUGAGGCGGAAUUAAUCUACGGCACCAAAGACAGCAAAGUGUUGCUUAAAGAUAGUGACAGUGCUACUGUGUACAGAGAGUUUUCGACAGUGUUUAAUGGUCGAUGUGCCUCCGACAAUGUGUUGUGUUUGGACAAAGUGUGCGCUGCAAGUAAACUUUCGCCCGAACUCGCCGGUUCCGUGGACAAGACAGUUUAUGUGCCUUUUAAUUACUCUACCAGACAGAUUACGGCCAAACGAGUUGAAAGUUGGGGCCAAACGGACGGAAAUCGCUUCACGUACCCUGCUUCACCGUUACUCACGCAAGGAGCUGAUAUCACUCCAGAUUCGUUAUGCUCUGAGCCUGGUCAUGGUGAGGAAUGUGUCCACAUCAAGAAAAUUCCUCUAGGUUCUACUGUGGAGCUUAUUAUGUUUGAUCAAGGUGGAGAAUCGGACCACAUCUUCCACCUUCAUGGAUACAGUUUCCACGUCGUUGGCAUCAGAGAGUUGAACAGCAGUUUAGAAAAAGAAGAUAUCGUGAAGAUGAACGAGGAAGGCAAAUUAUUCCCUUCUAAAAACCUAAUCAAUCCUGUAAUUAAAGACACUAUAGCCAUACCUAAGUUCGGAGCCGUAGCUUUGAGAUUCAAGGCUGAUAAUCCAGGAUAUUGGAUGAUGAGGGAUGAAAGGUCAUCGCACUGGACUAGAGGUCUUGAUUUUGUAUUAAAAGUAGGAGAAGACAGUGACUUUGUACCGCCUCCCUCAGAUUUUCCAAAAUGUGGUUCCUAUGUAGGUCCAGAAUACUUUUUGAUAUAAAAUUGUGAUGAUUUGCUUGGGAAUGUUACCAAGUUGUGUUUUAAGUUGCUCAAUUUAAUUUAUUGUAUUGGACUCGAUGUUUGUGAUAUAAUUGUGUGUAAGAUUGCGGUAAGUAUUGCCAUUAAAAGGACAAAGGAUUAAUAUAGAAGAAUAUUGUCGUCAUAUAACGGCGUGAUACUUGGUUCAUUACAUUAGUAAAUGUUAUAUUAAGUAAGGUAAAUACAUGUUUUGAUUUAAGGAGCAAUUUUGUUUUGAUACGUUUAAUGUUGAAAUGUUGACAUUAGUCAAGCUUUCUGUUCACGUACUUUUCAGCUGAAAAGUUGGGUGAUAAAAAUCUUCUAAUUACUAAUA
Molecule: messenger RNA, 2405 nt
Organism: Hyposmocoma kahamanoa
Lineage: Eukaryota; Metazoa; Arthropoda; Insecta; Lepidoptera; Cosmopterigidae
Product: laccase-1-like
Exons: 5
Coding region: 189-2054 (621 amino acids)
Biological process (GO): iron ion transport
Cellular component (GO): plasma membrane
Molecular function (GO): oxidoreductase activity; copper ion binding
Source: RefSeq, a predicted model, not a curated record